CAAACUUCUUCGUCCAGAUGCGGACGGCAAAGCUGGGGCCCUAAUCCUGCUUCACCGACAACUAAUGCAUCGCUACUAAGGAAGCGAUGCAUGUCCUUCAUUUUUUAUAUUGAGUAUCACCCAGGAUGAAAUCAUUUUUGCCUGAUUUUUCAUAUAUGGCCAGAAACAUUGUCGACAUCCCUCUUCUCUCAAUGUGUUUCACAGGUGUUGGUCGCACACUUCAGUGUCCCCACUGCGACGUCAGAUGUCUGGGACAACAUCUGGACAGACACGUGAAGAUAAGUCACGGUCACAUCGGCAGGAACGGGAGAUUCAAGUGCGAGCGGUGUCAAUACUCGACCAACAAGUCCACCCGUAUGAAACGCCACCGCAUGGCUCACACGGGGGAGCGACCCCACUGCUGCUCUAUCUGUACGGCACGGUUUGCUCAGCGGUCCACUCUCACCACACACACGCGGACCCAUACCGGAGAACGGCCGUAUGCCUGCUCCCUCUGCCAUGCACAAUUCGCUGACCAGGCGCACCUCAUCAGACACAAGCGAACCCACACUGGGGAGAGGCCGUAUGGCUGCUCCCUCUGCAAGGCACAAUUCAAUGAACGGACAAAACUCACCGGGCACAUGCGAACCCACACUGGGGAGCGGCCACACAGCUGCUCUAUCUGCAAGGCACGGUUCUUUGAACGGUCACAUCUUACUGCACACAUGCGGACCCACACUGGGGAGCGGCCGUUCGGCUGCUCCAUCUGCACGGCACGGUUCACUGAACGGUCUACCCUAACAAAACACAUGCGCACCCACACAGGGGAGCGGCCGUACGGCUGCUCAACCUGUGCGGCACGGUUCGCUCAACGGGCAUAUCUCAACGAACACGUGCGGACCCACACGGGGGAGCGGCCGUACGGCUGCUCACACUGCGAGGCCCGGUUCACUCAACGGUCAAGCCUCAACAAAGACAUGCGGUCCCACACGGGGGAGCGGCCGUACGGCUGCUCACACUGCGAGGCCCGGUUCACUCAACGGUCAAGCCUCAACAAACACAUGCGGUCCCACACGGGGGAGAGGCCUUUCGGCUGCUCCAUCUGCCCGGCACGGUUCUCUCAACGGUCAAGCCUCAACAAACAUACGCGUACACACACGGGGGAGCGGCCGUACAGUUGCUCCCGGUGUCAGGCCCGGUUCGCUGAACGAGGAAGUCUCAACAAGCACAUGCGGACCCACACGGGGGAGCGGCCGUACGGCUGCUCACACUGCCAGGCCCGGUUUACUCAACGGGCAUAUCUCUUCAGACACAUGCGGACCCACGCGAAGAGCGGCCACACGGCUGCCUCUACAUCAGCAACGGUUCGGCAGUUUGACACAAAAAAUACGUUUUAAAGUGGUUGGUACACUGGUGAGAAUAACAAGCUGUGAGUGACCGAAGCGGUAAAUCGUUUGAAUGUCGAAACACAGUGCUGAGGCUUCACGACAAGUGCAUGACCAGCCCCGUUGUACGUUAGUUAUUCGUGUUAUAGCUGUGACUCUCGUUUGUGAGCUUCGUGGCUACCAGUGUCAUAUCUGGUUUGUUUGUACAUACUUAUCCAGUGUGAUUCAGUGGUUGUGUAUUUAAAAUAGCCGCCCUUACAUAGGAGGAAAGGACUGUCGAACUGUCGUUAUUUUAAGCGCCGUAGCGCCAUUUUUAACCCAUUAGUGCCGCUUGGGUCAUAUAUGACCCAAAAGCAAAAUCUUAAUGUUCCUUCUCAAUGGAGGCAAACGGCACUUUGAUGAACUUGCGCGUGUGUUUUGUCGAUUUUGUGGGUUUAGUGACGAGAGUUGGAGCGGCAUAAAACUGGUGUGAGCUCGUCCACUGAAGUUUCUGGAGCCAAAGACGACGGGACUGCACAGCCGCCGGUCACUGGCAAUGGUGCGCCGUCCCAAAAAGUAAUGUUGUAUUAUGUUUGCAAUUUACUAUCUGUUGAAUGAUCGUCUACCUAUUUAAAUUUGUCUGAAAAAGUAUGAUGUGUAUUUUUGCCCUUCUUCUCGUCACCGGAUAACUUUUGUUCCUCAAUAAAUAUCCUUGGGUCAUAAAUGACCCAGCCGGCAAUAGUGUUAUCAAUUUACUCAGUAUGUUAAAUACAAUGGAAGCAACUGA
This is a messenger RNA of Amphibalanus amphitrite, 2130 nucleotides long. RefSeq names its product zinc finger protein 84-like. The transcript has a single exon. Gene Ontology annotation, cellular component: nucleus. Gene Ontology annotation, molecular function: DNA-binding transcription factor activity, RNA polymerase II-specific; RNA polymerase II cis-regulatory region sequence-specific DNA binding. The coding region runs from base 126 to 1376 and encodes 416 amino acids. Lineage: Eukaryota; Metazoa; Arthropoda; Thecostraca; Balanomorpha; Balanidae. The record is from RefSeq and is a predicted model, not a curated record. Gene Ontology annotation, biological process: regulation of transcription by RNA polymerase II.